AACAAGGGUUUUGUGAAAGAUGUGCACGAAGACUCGGUCACGAUAUCCUUCGAGAACAACUGGCAGCCGGAGCGGCAGAUCCCCUUCGGCGACGUACGGCUCCCCCCGCCCGCCGACUACAAUAAAGAGAUUACCGAAGGGGACGAAGUGGAGGUUUAUUCCCGAGCCAAUGAGCACGAGCCGUGCGGCUGGUGGCUGGCGAGGGUCCGGAUGAUGAAAGGAGAUUUUUACGUCAUUGAAUACGCAGCUUGUGACGCCACCUACAACGAAAUCGUCACGCUGGAGCGGCUCCGGCCCGUCAACCCCAACAAAGUGGCCACCAAAUCUAGCUUCUUCAAAUACACCAUCGCGGUGCCGGAGGACCUCAAGGAAGCGUGCUCCAACGAAAACGUGCAUAAAGAAUUCAAGAAGGCGGUGGGGGCAAACUGCAUCUUCCUGAGCGUUGCCAGCAGCGAGCUCUUCAUCCUGUCGACAAAUGAAUCCACGGUAAAGCGGGCGUCACUUCUGGGCGACAUGCACCUGCGCAGCAUCCGCACCAAGCUCAUGCUGAUGUCGCGGAACGAGGAGGCCAACAAACACUUGGAGACGAGUAAGCAGCUGGCCUCGGCGUUCCAGGAGGAGUUCACCGUCCGCGAAGACCUCAUGGGGCUGGCCAUCGGCACCCACGGCGCCAACAUCCAGCAGGCCCGGAAGGUGCCAGGCGUCACCGCCAUCGAGCUGGACGAGGAGACCUGCACCUUCCGCAUCUACGGGGAGACUCCCGAGGCGUGCAAGCAGGCCCGGAGCUACCUGGAGUUCUCCGAAGACUCAGUUCAAGUCCCGAGAAACCUGGUCGGCAAAGUGAUCGGGAAGAACGGCAAAGUGAUCCAGGAGAUCGUGGACAAGUCAGGAGUGGUGCGGGUGCGGGUGGAAGGGGACAACGACAAGAAAAACCCCCGAGAGGAGGGAAUGGUCCCAUUCAUCUUCGUCGGCACGCGGGAGAACAUCAGCAACGCGCAGGCGCUCCUGGAAUAUCACCUCGCGUACCUCCAGGAGGUGGAGCAGCUGCGCCUGGAGCGGCUGCAGAUCGACGAGCAGCUGCGGCAGAUCGGCAUGGGCUUCCGCCCCCUCUCCAGCCGGGUCGACAAGGAGCGGGGCGGCUACGCCACAGACGACAGCACCUCCUCCUCCCUCCACGGCACGCGGACGUACGGGGGCAGCUACGGAGGGCGAGGCCGUGGGCGCCGGGGACCCAACUCGGGCUACGGUACCAACUCAGACCUGUCCAACGCCUCGGAGACCGAGUCAGAGAAGAGGGAUGAUGGCGAGCGAGACCCGCGCCCCGAGGACAGCCGAAGGCGCCCAGCGGUGGGGCGAGGGCGGGGUCCUGCCCCGGCGCCCCGAGGGGGCGGAAGCAGCAAGUACAACAGCUCCUCCAUCAGUUCAGUGCUCAAGGACCCAGACAGCAACCCCUACAGCCUGCUGGACAACACGGAGACCGACCAGACGGCCGACACCGACGGCAGCGAGUCGCAGCCCGUGAGCAACCGGCGCCGCCGCUCCCGCCGCCGCCGCACCGACGACGAUGCCACCAUGAUGGACGGUGCUGCCGAGUCUGACAACAUGUCCGUCAACGAGAACGGCGUGGAGGACGAAUCGAAGCCUCAGAGACGCAACCGGAGCCGUCGUCGCCGUAACCGCGGUAACCGCAUGGACGGCUCCAUCAGCCGGGACCGGCAGCCAGUGACCGUGGCCGAUUACAUCUCCCGGGCCGAGUCCCAGAGCCGCCAGCGGGCCCCGCGGAAGGAGCCCCGGGAAAAAUCCACUGAAGACGACACACCGCGACAGAAGGCGGAGCCGUCCGGCAAGCUGGCCAGCCGCCCGUCGGAGAACGGCGAGGAGCCGGCCGCCGUGGUGAACGGGCUGACGUAAGCGCCGCGCCCGCCGCAUCCCGCCUCGCCGACCCUCGCCCGCCCUGCUUGCGUCCUCGUUCAGCGCGCCCGCUGACCUCUCGUUAACGAACCGUUCCCUCAACGAGCUUGGCGGCAGCUUGCCAAAGACAGCCAAGCGCUCGCGGCUUGGUAGGCGCCGACCAAUCAAGAGACAGGCAACCGGAUUUGUGCCGGGGCAGGGGGCGCAGCUCCCCCCCAGGCAGUAAAAAAAAAAAAAAAAUUCUCUCUAAUUGUGUCUGUUUUUGAUGACUCCGUUCCAGCCAGGACAGGAAAACCGGAGCGAGGAUUUUUUUGUGCCUUCUGAACGCGCCUCGCUCUCCUUCCUUUUUUUUUUUCCGGUCCUUUUCCCUUCUGCCCAGUUCGGUCGCGCAACAAUUUCAGCAAAGGGGGGGGGGGGGCCAACGACGCACCGUUUAUCUCCCCCCCCCCUUAAAAAUCGGAAGGUACCACAGGCGGGAAACGCGGGGUGGAUUUUUGGUUCCACGCAAUACAACCACAGCAGGUGUUUUUUUUCGUACACUGUGGCAGACCAAGGGGGGGGGGCAAAGAGGGUAAAGCCGCGCGUGCCCCCCCCUGUGUCGCUUUGCCAGGAGGGGAGGGGUACCGGGGGGGAGAAUUGAGCUGUGACGGUUGAGAGGUUAUUUAUUUUUCACUGUACAGUAUUUAAAAGAGAAUAAAGAACCAAACUCGUA
Molecule: messenger RNA, 2623 nt
Organism: Chelonoidis abingdonii (Abingdon island giant tortoise)
Lineage: Eukaryota; Metazoa; Chordata; Testudines; Testudinidae
Gene: FXR2
Product: FMR1 autosomal homolog 2
Biological process (GO): mRNA transport; positive regulation of translation; regulation of mRNA stability
Cellular component (GO): neuron projection; nucleus; cytoplasmic stress granule
Molecular function (GO): mRNA 3'-UTR binding; translation regulator activity
Source: RefSeq, a predicted model, not a curated record